CAGAAACAGCUCGUCAACCACCUUGGUAGCUUGCUAGCCAACAUAGCCGAACGAUUCAAGCUAUUUAUACGCUUUCGGUGUAUAUUAGCUACUGUGUUUUAGACACACUUCUGUCGUAUCUACUUGUUAACCUAUAUAAUUUAAUAUUACGUUAUUUUGUAUUAGUCAGCUAUAGUAGCUGGCUGGUUUAGUUAGCACUAGCCUAGUCGCUAAUGAUAGCUAGCUAACAUCCCUGAAAUGAGCUCCCUAAACUUCUCCCCUCCUGUUAAAGAAGAGGUCUGCUGGACGGAGGAAGAAGCUCUGGGGCUGAAUAUUGUCGUGAAAGAGGAGGAUGAUGUCACAGUAAAACAAGAAGUAGAGGGUGAGGCUGUUACAGUGAAAGAAGAAGAGAAUGAAGUUUCAGUGAAAGAAGAGGAAGAUGCGUUCAGAGUGAAAGAGGAGGAGGAUGCAGUUUUUGGAGUGAAGAAGGAAGGGGAGAUUACUGUCACAUUGAAAGAUGAAGAGGGGGAAAUAGGAGAUCUGAUUAACACCAGAGAGAGACGGGACUACCGUGGAUCCUCUGGGGAGCCUCAACAACCUCAUGAUGCUGACAAGGCAGAGAAGAGUCUCUCUAGAUCAAAACACCUCAAGAAACACCAGCAGAGACCCACAGGGAAGAAAUCUCAUUGCUGCUCUGACUGUGGGAAACAUUGCACAUCUUCAUCAGAUCUUAAAAUACACCAGCGAGUACACACAGGAGAGAAACCAUACUGCUGCUCUGACUGUGGGAAAAGUUUCUCAAGAUCAAAUUCACUAAAAGUACACCUGAGAAUUCACACUGGAGAGAAAUCUCACCACUGUUUUGAUUGUGGGAAGAGUUACUUAAGAUUAAAAUCACUAAAAGUACACAUGAGAAUUCACACUGGAGAGAAACCUUACAGCUGUGAUCAAUGUGGGAAGAGUUUUACUAUAUCUAGCUAUCUGAUUAUACACCAGAGAACACAUACAGGAGAGAAACCAUACAGCUGUACUCAAUGUGGGAAGAGUUUUACUCAGUCAAGCAACCUGUUAUCACACCAGAGAAAACACACAGGAGAGAAAUCUUAUAUUUGUAAUCAAUGUGGGAUGAGUUUUACUCAGUCAAGCACCCUGUUAUCACACCAGAGAACACACACAGGAGAGAAACCUUAUAGCUGUGAUCAAUGUGGGAAGAGUUUUACUACAUCUAGCCAUCGGAUUGUACACCAGAGAACACACACAGGAGAUAAACCUUAUAGCUGUACUCAAUGUGGGAAGCGUUUUACUCACUUAUGCAGCCUGUUAUCACACCAGAGAAAACACACAGGAGAGAAAUCUUUUUGCUGUAAUCAAUGUGGGAAGAGUUUUACUCAGUCAAGCAACCUGGUAUCACACCAGAGAACACACACAGGUGAGAAGCCUUAUAGCUGUGAUCAAUGUGGGAAAAGUUUUACUUCAUCUAGCAGUCUUAUUGUACACCAGAGAAAACACACAGGAGAGAAACCUUAUAGCUGUGAUCAAUGUGAGAAGCGUUUUGUUACAUCUAGCCGUCUUAUUGUACACCAGAGAACACACACAGGAGAGAAACCUCAUAGCUGCGAUCAAUGUGACAAGAGAUACUCGGAUAAAAGAUCUCUGAUCAAACAUCAGAAAAUACAUGAAGUAGUUGUUUCAUGAUAUCAAUGAAAUGAUGUCACAAUGUAGAAGCCUAAACGUUUGCCCCCUGUUCUAUGGAUUUCAACAUGAGAUGGAUAUUAGCCUGAGGGGAAAAAUCUAGGCUCUGAAUUGAAAGAGUACUAUUUAUGUCAUUUAACAAAACAAAAAAAGACCUGUGUUGCACUUACAGCAUUGGUGACCCACUUUAUUCUAAAUGUAGCUAGAUGUUUUAUACACAUGGUCCUCUAACCAGGGAUGUUCACAUUAUUCCCAGAUUCCAUGUGGUUUUUGAGCCGUUAGUUUUUACAGAACGUGUAACCUCAUCUCCCUCCUCUCGGCACAAUUGAUUUCAACGUGAUAUUGAUGAGUGAUGACAAAUAAGUGCGUUCCUUUGUUUGGCGACCCCUAAAUUUAAAUGCAUCACUCCCAAAUGUAGCUGACUGUCUUCUGCAGGUUGUCCUCUAACCAGUGAGGUAAAAGAUAUCUCCCAUUUCCAUGUGUGUUUUAGUUGUGUUAGUUUCAACAGCACGAACAACCUGAUUUCCCCCUAAUUGAUAUCAGCGAUUUAUUGCUACUUGUCAAAACAACAGCGUUUCUGGUGCUUGUGCAGUUAAUAAGAUGCUUGUUCAAAAAAAUAAAAGUAAUAUGAUUAUUGUGGCAGAUGUUUGUAUUAAGAUAAUUAUUUCCAAUACAUAUUAAUGUAAAUUUGGUUUUCAUAUUUCAUAUUUACAAUUCAUGUAACAUUUAGUAAUCAUAAUUGUUUAUGCAACCAGCUGACCAUUUUUGGGUGCAAUUAUAUUGACAUUGUUGCCCUGCUUAUAGAAUAUCAGAGUUCAUGUUCAGAUGUGCCAACCCAAUUGUACUAGAGCAUGACAUUGGGGACUGGGCCCCGAUCCAACAGCAUGCCUAUCGAGUGAACCCUGAAAAGAGAGAGAAGCUCCGCAGUGAGGUGGAAAGUUACUACGGAUAUUGCAGGAGUUUCCUCUUGAAAUCAGACAUGUCCGUUUAAAGGAAAACUUGCUGAUUGUCUCAAGGGUGGGCACUUAAAAUGUUUGUGUUUUGCGUGUAGCCAGUGUGUUGCCAUGGAUCACAAUUGAUUAUGACUGCAUGUUUUUCCGUAUUGGAGAUGAGUUUUGUUUGGGCUCGUUCCAAGGGGAUGAGAGUUCUAGAAGCUAGUGAGUUUUAGGAUUCUAUAGAAAGAAAAAGGAUAAAAAAAAUAAUAAUAUUGUAUUUUUUUUAAUGUGUUUUUUCUUGUUUUAAAUUGCUGACAGCAAGUUGUUUUUUGUUGGUGGUGAGCAAACUUGUCCAACAAAAAUAUAGGAUAUAUUUGUUGUCUUAAGGGGGAAGGUGUUACAGGCUUUGGUUUUUCCAGUUAUGUUGAGGUUGGACUUUAGCCCGUAUAGCUCGUUAGCACUGCGAGGGAAAUGUCUGUUAAACAUUACUAAAGCUUGUGUAGUAAAAUAUAAUUCUUUAAGCCGAGGCAUUGUGCUUGAGAUUGGUAAAGAACCUAACUCCUAUAACAUAGAACAGUGUGUUGAUAGAGGCCUGUUCUAACUGUUCUGGGUGUGUAGAAUGAACCCAUGAUGUUCGGACACUCAGCCAAGAAUAUGACAGAAACUGACUGCUUCCUCUUGAUCCUCCACAGAGUAAAGGUUAUAUCCUGCACACCAGUGAGAGAGCUAUUGUUUUGGAGCCUGUUUCUGGGGAAAGAUUGUGGUGGAGAAAUCAGAAUUAGCUUAGUAACAUAGAUAAUUACGAUGUAUUAUCUGCAGAAUAUGCUGAUAUGAACUAUUGACCUCUUGUAUUUGGGGUACAAGGUCUGGCACAGGGUGUGUGGGGUUGGUGUUUGGAACCAUUGUACGUCGUCUCUGAGGUUGCACCUAUCCUGAGAUAGUAUAUAACCCAGAAGCCUCCUUGUUAUAACAAGUCUUUUAAUAAAAGCAAAACCUUGAUUGAUUAUUAAUUUUGCCUCUCCUCAUUAUUGAUUAUGGGUAGAAUUUCCACCACAGCACGUAGGUCGAACCGAUUGGUAUCACCUCGUUAGUCAGAAUGUGUUACACCUGUGUUGGCUUGUCCAUCUCGUUAGUGAGAAUGUGUUACACCUGUGUUGGCUUGUCCAUCUUGUUCGGGUUGGAUGUUGCAUCCAAUUGUUCAUAUUUUAAUCAAUGACAUUUCCUUAGAUUGAUCAUUAGUCUUUCAGUUGUUAUUCUUCUUUUUUUUUCUCUUAUGUUUGUUGUGUACUAAAUAUUUAUUUUUAUUUUCAUAGUUUUUUAUUUGUUUUGACCUGUGAAGCCAUUACGUUGCAUAUAUGUCUGAAAUGUGCUGUAUAAAUAAAGCUUGAUUUGAUUUGAA
Molecule: messenger RNA, 4005 nt
Organism: Salvelinus fontinalis (brook trout)
Lineage: Eukaryota; Metazoa; Chordata; Actinopteri; Salmoniformes; Salmonidae
Product: zinc finger protein 501-like
Exons: 2
Coding region: 238-1674 (478 amino acids)
Source: RefSeq, a predicted model, not a curated record